UUUGAGCCUUAUUCACUCAUUCUUCCGCCUGAACGAACUCGCAACAGUCAAAAGCAAAAGUCAGGAUCGAGAUAGACCCACGGCAAUGGGCAACUAAGGGUCAUAGCACCCGAAAUUCAACACGUGGUAGGUUAACAUAGCUUUGGCCCUUUCUUUCCUUCUUCAAGUCUUCCCGGGCACAGCUCUGGGUACAUUCUACCAUUCUAGCCUGACGUGCAUCCACUCAUCUUUCACAGACGAUGUCAGACGUUACCCACAAUGACCUCAAUGCAUCCAAUACAAAGAGAUCGUGUGCAGGCUUUUGUGUCCAAGUCCUUGUUUCCAUUUGAAGGGGUUUAUCGUUAUUUUCCUUACUUUCCACCGCUCAUCCUUCGAAAACGAAGCUAGUGAUGGAGCAAAUUCCAAAUGAAGUCUUCCGUAUUAUCUUUCUACUUUCCGCGUUCCAAAAUCCACGACACGACGGAACGUCCAGUUUUGACGGUCUCGCUGACUCUGAGAUUACAGAGGGUCAAACAUGGCCAGGAAUAUUUCAAUUCUCGAAAGGACCCUGGGCUAUUAGCAGAGUUUGUAGGAAAUGGAGGACGAUUUCUGUAACGUUUCCUCAGUUAUGGAGUCACUUCAGUUUGAUGACCGGCGACUUAAAUUCAAACACUGAUGGCAUUCCUGCCUUGACGACCUGGUUGUCCUUCUCUGGGACAUCCAACCUAUCCUUCUUUAUCGAACCCGAUGGGAUAUGCAACAAUCCUAACCGUUCAAGGCUAUUCGAGCUCCUCGCAGAACAUGCAGAUCGUUGGGACAAAAUCGAAUUUUACAACUCCACCCCCGCGUUUUGGUCGAUGCUUCAUACUGCUAAUGCGAGGAGCCGACUAGGUUCUCUCACAAGCAUCGCUAUCCAUUCGGAGGAAGCCAACCUCGCAGACGAUGCAUUCUUUGGUGAUCCUACCUUUUAUCAGGUUUUCCUGGACGCUCCCCAGCUCCACAUACUCAUAAAUCGCAACCACUUACCAGUCGGAGGACUGGAAUUUCCAUGGGGACAGUUGACGGAAUAUGAAGGUUCGCACCGCCUCCGUGUCGAUGAACACCUGGAUCUCCUCCGUCUUACGCCCAACAUUCAGAAGUGUCGGUUGGAGAUCGCAUAUGUGGGUAACCCGAGCCCUGACGAUCAACUUCAACCAUCGCGGACGAUACACCUCCCCAACCUCCAAACCCUCCAAAUUCGAACUACAUGGUUCAGUGAUAGCUUGCAAGAUCUGCCCGUUUUCGUCCGCCUUUUGAGAUUGCCUGCAUUACAGACUCUUCAUAUCAUAACCGAACACAUAUCACAGAUACUACCUCCUUUCAGUGCGUUCGCAGACGUGUUGCGUUCUUCCUCCUGUGAGCUUCGCAGUUUGGAGCUUUCGAGUAGGGCAGUUGCUGGGGUCGACCACCUACGGUCUGAAGAUAUUCUCGACCUCCUCAAAGCUGCACCUGCUCUUCGACAUCUUUGUAUUACAGUCGGGACUUCGGGAAGUUCUUGCGUGUUGCAAGAUACGAUUAUACCUCGUCUUGACCCCAGAGGAAGGAGUGAGGACGAUAUUUUGGUUCCUGUGUUGGAAGAGUUGGAGUUAAGGCUUCCUUCUCCUUCUGCUAUUCCUAUGAUAGAUUUGAAGGCCUUGGCUGAAACUAUCCUUUUCCGCUCGACGGCGUCGGGGUUCGAGUCCAUCCGGAAACUGCACUUUACUGUAGGUCUGGGGGACACUCAAGUGAAUAAUGAUGUGCUGUCAUCUGCUAUUCGGGGACCAAUAAUAGAGGUGCUGGAAGGAGGAGAAGAGGUGGAAAUCGAUAUUGAAACACAAAUGCACCGUGAAUAAAGGUACAAAUCAGUCAAAUUUCAAUCAGAC
Messenger RNA from Marasmius oreades (fairy-ring Marasmius), 1880 nucleotides. RefSeq lists its product as uncharacterized. The transcript is spliced from 3 exons. The record is from RefSeq and is a predicted model, not a curated record. Bases 390 to 1850 code for a protein of 486 amino acids. Lineage: Eukaryota; Fungi; Basidiomycota; Agaricomycetes; Agaricales; Marasmiaceae.